This is a messenger RNA of Prunus armeniaca (apricot), 1608 nucleotides long. Lineage: Eukaryota; Viridiplantae; Streptophyta; Magnoliopsida; Rosales; Rosaceae. The record is from the annotation of a GenBank genome assembly.
AUGUCUCUACGAGUGUUGAAUCCAAAUGCGGAGGUGCUGAACAAAUCGGCGGCUCUGCACAUGAACAUCAACGCAGCCAAGGGCUUGCAGGACGUCCUCAAAACCAACCUUGGCCCUAAGGGCACCAUCAAAAUGCUUGUUGGCGGAGCCGGUGACAUCAAGCUCACUAAAGAUGGCAACACUUUGCUUAAAGAAAUGCAAAUUCAAAACCCAACAGCAAUUAUGAUUGCAAGAACAGCUGUUGCCCAAGAUGACAUAAGCGGAGAUGGCACCACAUCUACUGUCUUAUUCAUUGGCGAGCUUAUGAAACAAUCAGAGCGAUACAUUGAUGAAGGGAUGCAUCCACGUGUCCUAGUUGAUGGUUUUGAGAUUGCCAAAAGAGCAACACUUCAAUUUAUUGAGAAAUUUAAAACUCCUGUGGUGAUGGGCAAUGAGCCUGACAAAGAGAUUCUAAAAAUGGUAGCUAGGACAACUUUGCGAACUAAGUUAUAUGAAGCAUUGGCGGAUCAAUUGACUGACAUAGUUGUUAAUUCGGUUCUUUGCAUCCGCAAACCUGAAGAAUCCAUUGAUCUGUUCAUGGUGGAGGUUAUGCACAUGCGACACAAGUUUGAUGUUGACACACGUUUGGUUGAGGGUCUUGUCCUUGAUCAUGGUUCUAGGCAUCCUGAUAUGAAGCGACGGGCAGAGAAUUGUUACAUCUUGACAAGCAAUGUAUCUUUGGAGUACGAGAAAAGUGAAGUAAAUUCAGGCUUUUUCUAUUCAAAUGCGGAACAGAGAGAAGCCAUGGUUUUAGCUGAAAGGCGUCAGGUUGAUGAAAGAGUUAGAAAAAUCAUUGAGCUGAAAAAUAAGGUUUGUUCUGGUAAUGAUAAUAAUUUUGUCGUUAUCAAUCAGAAGGGAAUUGAUCCCCCAUCUUUGGACCUUCUCGCUAGGGCAGGGAUUAUUGCCCUGAGAAGAGCAAAGAGGAGGAAUAUGGAACGGUUGGUUUUGGCUUGUGGAGGGGAGGCUGUAAACUCAGUAGAUGAUUUAACUCCUGAUUGCCUUGGUUGGGCUGGACUUGUAUAUGAGCAUGUCCUUGGUGAAGAGAAGUAUACAUUUGUUGAAAAUGUGAAGAACCCUCAUUCUUGCACAAUCUUAAUCAAAGGGCCUAAUGACCAUACAAUCGCCCAGAUUAAGGAUGCUGUUCGUGAUGGCCUGAGGGCAGUCAAAAAUACAAUUGAAGAUGAAGCUGUCAUCUUAGGUGCUGGAGCUUUUGAAGUUGCAGCCAGACAACAUUUAGUAAAUGAAGUAAAGAAAACUGUUCAAGGGCGAGCUCAACUUGGUGUUGAAGCUUUUGCUGAUGCUCUCCUUGUAGUGCCCAAGACACUUGCUGAGAACUCUGGCCUUGACACGCAAGAUGUGAUAAUUGCUCUUACGGGAGAGCAUGAUCGGGGAAAUGUCGUGGGAUUAAAUCACAACACUGGAGAACCCAUUGACCCACAAAUGGAGGGUAUCUUUGACAACUACUCUGUGAAGCGACAAAUUAUAAACUCAGGACCUGUAAUUGCAUCUCAAUUGUUAUUGGUUGAUGAAGUAAUUCGUGCUGGGCGCAACAUGCGGAAGCCAACUUAG